Messenger RNA from Paramecium tetraurelia, 1053 nucleotides. RefSeq lists its product as uncharacterized. NCBI's taxonomy places the organism in Eukaryota, Ciliophora, Oligohymenophorea, Peniculida, Parameciidae. The transcript is spliced from 2 exons. The record is from RefSeq and is a predicted model, not a curated record.
AUGAGUUGGGGAUAGCCAGAAUAAGCACCUUAGCAAGAAUAAUCUUGGGGUAAUACUGAAUCAACAUGGGGCAAUAAUGGUGGUGACUAAUAGUAAUAGGAUAAUAAACCUGCUUGGGGAGGAGAAUCAAAUGAUGGUUAGGAGAAUAGGGAAUUCAGAGGAAGAGGCGGAAGAGGAGGCAGAGGUGGAAGAGGAGACAGAGGAGGAAGAGGAAGAGGAGGCGGUGAUAGAGGAGGACGAGGAGGCAGAGGUAGAGGAAGAGGCAAUGAUGAAAACAAGGAGGAAGGAGAGAUCAAACCUAAAACUGAAAGCGGAGGCUGGGGAUAGUAGACAUCAGAUGGAUGGGGUUAAACUUAGUAAGAGAAUAAAGAACCAGCUCAAGGGUAAUCCGAUGGUAAUAAUUGGGGGGGAGGAGCACCUACUGAGAAUGCUGGAGGAUGGGGAUAAUCGAAUAAUGAAGCUCAAGGGUGGGGUGGAAAUUAAGAAAAUAAUAAUAAUCAGGAUGGUUAAUAGGAAUAAUAGAAGGGUAAGGGGAAAGGAAGAAAGAGAGAUUCACCUCCUCCUGCGAAGAGAGUUAGGCCUAAUCCAAUAGUGAUUACAGUAGAAGAUGAAGAGGAUAGUGAAACUUAACAUGUUAUAAUAAAUGAAUAUCCAGUGUUGCAAAACAAGUAGAAGGGACUGAUCAAGAGUGAGGAAUAGUAAAUAUGUUUUGAAGGUAAUUUGAAGAUAGAUGAAAAUAAUAUGAGUGCAUAAUUCGUUAGUUUUGAUACCGAAAUAAAAGUUAAAAUUGAUUAAAUCGAAGAUUACACAAUAGAGAAUUCAAAGGAUUUACUGAAAACUAUUGGAGAUUCAAUAAUAGUAGGAAUAGUUCAAGGUGUUGACAAGGAUAAUCAGAAGGCUAUAAAUAAAUUAGCAGACAAUCUUUUGGAUAAGCAACAGUCGAUUCACUUCAAAGAUGUCAGUCUAUUUAGCAUCAAAUAAUUGUAUAAGGGAGAGAGUACUUCAAGAUUGGCAUUCGUCAAGUAGAUUUAAGGGUGAUGAUUAUGGAUAUUA